Caenorhabditis bovis is the source of this 2286-nucleotide messenger RNA. NCBI's taxonomy places the organism in Eukaryota, Metazoa, Nematoda, Chromadorea, Rhabditida, Rhabditidae. The record is from the annotation of a GenBank genome assembly.
AUGAAGCUCAAAUUGGUCUCAUCGCGCUCAUUUCGACACCACGAGAGCGUUUAUGCCGUCGGCUGGUCGGGUCCCGAGCAGAUUCUCUCCAUCGGCGAUGACCAUCAGCUGUUGAGGACGAACACGACGACGAACGAGACGACGCUGGUGGCCAACAUGGACGAAAAUUUCUUUCCGACGACUCUUCACAUGUUUCCGAGACCUCAAAACAAGGACGGCAGCUCGGAUUUGCUGGCGGUGUCGACCACAAACGGCAAAGUGCACAUUUUGUCGAAAAGCACCGGCAAAUCGGAAAAAUCGAUCGACGCGCACACAGGCGCCGUUCUGCACGCUCGCUGGAAUUCCGACGGCACCGGAUUGCUAACCGGCGGCGAGGAUGGAUUCGUGAAGAUGUGGUCGAGGAAUGGAAUGCUUCGAUCGGUUCUCGCGCAAUUCCCGACAGCGGUUUACAGUGUCGCGUGGGAUUCGAGCUCGUCGAGUGUGCUCUACACGAAUUCGGAUCAUUGCUAUAUAAAGAGUCUUCGGAUGCAGGUGGCGCCUUUAAAAUGGAAAGCGCACGACGGAAUUGUGCUGUGUUGCGAUUGGAGCCCAACGUCGGCAUUGAUAAUCACGGGUGGCGAGGAUUGCAAGUUCAAACUUUGGGACGGUUUCGGCCAAAUUCUCUUCAGCUCAUCGGUUCAUGAUUAUCCGAUCACAAGCCUCGCCUGGUGUGGCGAUGGGACGCUGUUCUCCGUCGGCUCGCACAACAUUCUUCGACUUUGCGACAAAUCGGGGUGGUCGCAUUCACUCGAGAAAAUGAGCGGCGGAUCGGUGACGGCGUUGAGCUGGUCGCCAGACGGCACCCAAUUGGCAAUUGCGACCGCCUCUGGCCAAAUGUUCCACUCUCAUAUAAUUGACAAACGCUUAACAUAUCAGAAUUUCGAGGUGGUUCAAACGCAAAGGACCGUCAUUGAAGUGCGCGACGUGAGCAACGAGAUAGCGAAGGAGAAGCUGGAAACAAAAGAGCGCAUCUCAAAAAUUUCGAUACUCUAUGAUCAUCUGCUUGUCGUCACCAACUCGUUUAUUUAUAUUUAUAGCUCGAAAAACUGGAACACGCCGAUUAUUGUGGAUUUCAAGGAAAUGCCGGUCAAUUUGAUUAUUCAAUGCGAAAAGCUUUUCCUGGUUUCCGAUGGAUUGACUGUGAUCAUAAUGAGCUAUGAGGGACGGAAAUUGUCAACGAUUAAUCCUCCUGGACAUGCGUUAGCCUUAUUAGAGGCGAAGACGGUGAGCCUUUCAAUGGACACCAUUGCGAUUCAAGAUCGCGGCGAUCCGAAAAUUGUGCAUUUUUUUGAGCCAAAUACGGGAAAAUCGCAAGGAGAUGGAUCGCACAACCAUGAAUAUGAUAUCGUUGAGCUCACUAUCAAUCAGUGUGGAGCUCUCAAUGACCGGCUAAUGGCGUUUCGAGACCAAAUUGGAGCUGUUUAUAUUCUCAUUGUCAAGACUUUUGGGUUAAAUCAAAGGAUUUCAAGGAUAGGCUCCCUUAUUGAGCAGCUCAAAUUCAAUGACGUCACCAAUAUGCUUUGUGGGGUCACCGAAGGCAAAAUUGCAAUCUGGCCUCUUCCAAAUAUCGCGUUCUUCGAUCGAAGUUUGAUGCAAAAAGCAACAAUUAUGAAGAACGUCGGCAAUUUGGGCAAAUUUCCACAACUCAUCAGCUUUUCGUCAAAUACGAUAAUUGUCCGAAAAUCUGAUGGCUCGUUGAUUCCCGUUGGAAUCAGUCCGUUCGCUGGGACCAUCGUCCAGAUGGCCAACGAAUCGAAAUGGGACCAAGCAAUUCGACUGGGAAGAAAUAUUAAUGACGACACCCUCUGGGCUCUUUUAGCAGGCGUCGCACUUCUUCACAAGAACAUGUAUGCUGCUGAAACGGCGUACGCGGCGUUGAAUGAGGCCGAAAAGGUGGCAAUGAUCAAUGAAGUGAAGGAGAACAGCGAUAAGAACGUGCGGCACGCGAUGCAGAUCCUUCUGACGGGUCGAAUUGGAGAUGCCGAGGUGUAUUUGGAACGAAACGGACACCCUUUUCGGGCGCUGAUGAUCAAUAUUCAAAUGUUUCGCUGGAAACGUGCGCUGGAAAUCGCGUUGAAGAGCAAGGAUUUUCUGGAAGUCGUGAUGGGAUAUCGAGCCAAAUACCUUCAGAACAUUGGCAAAAAAGAAUCCGACCCAAUGUUUCUCAAACAUAUGGCCGAGGUCGAAGUUGAUUGGAUUCAUAUUCGAGAGAUUAUCGACGGCGAAAAAGCGAAGGGCAAUUAUUAG